This is a messenger RNA of Stylonychia lemnae, 1674 nucleotides long. The record is from the annotation of a GenBank genome assembly. NCBI's taxonomy places the organism in Eukaryota, Ciliophora, Spirotrichea, Sporadotrichida, Oxytrichidae.
AUGGAAAACUAUAGUGGCAGUGAAAAUGCUUAAGAAGAUCUAAGCCUCUACAUUAUUGAAUAACUUUAAGUCCUUAAUACAGCAGUGAGAUAAAUUCUAGAGAGUCAUAACAUAGAAAGUCACAUUAAAUACUAAGUUGAUGGAGCAUUUAAUGAUUCUGAGAUUAAAGUAUUAGAAAUAUUAAAGCAGUCUUUAAUGAAGGAAUAUUGUAAGGACCUGAAGCAAACAGUUUAAGAUGAAACUUUGAAAUCCCAAUUUGAACUGUAAAGCAAGCUCUCAAAGUGUGAUAUGCCUUCCAUACAAAACUCUGAAGGCAUUGACUAAAUCUAGAGCAAAAUAGAUGAGAUAUCCGAGUAUAUAACAAAAGUUGAUGAUAAAAUCUAGGAAAUUGUUACUAAGUAUGAGAAGAGACCUAAGACUCUACUUUAAAACUACGAAUCAAAGAAGCCAAGAGUUUAGGAAUAUGAAAGAAGUGAUGAUUAGGAAGAGAAUAUGAUAUCAGAGAGUCCUUUAUUUAAAAUUACAAAAUUAGACAAUGAGCUGAAGGGGUUGAUGAAAGAUUAAGAUCACUAAAAUGAAUCUGAAGAAUAUCAUAAUAGAUUAUAAGUGAAUUAAGAUUUUAAGCUCUAAGAUUUAGAUGACACAGAGUUAAAUGAGUCUAGCAAUCUCAAUAAGAAUAUCACAGAAGACUCAUUUUCUUAUUAAGAUCACAUAAGCUAAAACCAGUAAUUAUCAGCUGCUGAUAAGAAAAUCGAGGCAUUACAGCAAUCAUUUAAUGUGAGUGUCUGUAUCCAGUCAAAGAAAAUGGAUGAAAUCUAAGUAAGCACAUCUACAGCAUAAACUAGCAAACCUAAAACAACGACUAAGAAUUCGAUGUAGACUGACAAGCACAAAGCAUUUAAUAAAAAUAAAGAAAAUAAUAAGUAAAUCUCAAAUCUAGAUAAUUCUAAUAACGCUGGCCAUGCCUCAGUUAAACAAAACCAAAGAGAAAGCUCAAAGUCAAUGAAUAGGCUUUAGCAGAAGAAUCAAGUGACAAAGAAUAGCAAACAGCCUAGUACAUCCAAGUCAACUGCCAAUACUACUACAACUACUUAAAACCCCAAAAAUUCCUAAUCUAACACAAGAAUAUCUCUAAUGGACAAAGUCAAAUCUAAUAAUCCCAAUAAAGCUGAGGAGACUAAGGUUAAAAGAGAGUAGACAAGAGAAAAAAGCUCCAAUAAUAGAAAUAUAUCAGUACCAAGACUCUAGCUUAACACUGUUCAAUCAGAUCAAGCUAAGUAAGAGACAUUUCUAGGGUUCACUAUUUUAAAUAAAAACCUUGUUGAAGUUGAGAACAAGCAAAAUAACUUCUCAGGGCUAUUAUCACCUAUCAAUCUUAAAUAAAGUGAUAGAGAUAUCUCUAGUAAACUUGACGAGUUGUAUAAGAGCUAUGAGACUAAAGAAAAGAUAUUUGGAUUUGGAGGUAAUAGUAGCAAGCAGCAGCAGUAAAAACCAUCUCUACUAAAUCAAUCACUGUUGGAUGAUGAAGUGCUGUUGAAUGAUUCAAGAGAUGAAAUCAGAUUCGAAGAAAAUGCCAUCGAUACUGGUAGACAAGUGCAGAGAGAACCUGAUAUGAAUAAAGAAACCCCUCUGAGGAAGGUCAAUGAUUUCUUCAGCUAACUUAAAUUUGAAUGA